AUGAGUCAACGUCAAUCAGUUCCCCUCACUGAACUUCGCCAUGGGAACCAACAACAAAUGGAGGCUGUCAAAGAGCUCGAACAACUAUUUUGUCUUGAUAAACCAACCUUAUUGAAAGUAGUCGAUGCUUUUCGAAAUGAACUAAUCGCAGGAUUAGCUGACGACAGAUCAAGUGAUCUCAACAUGAUUCCUACCUAUGUCACAGGUUAUCCCACUGGAGACGAAAAAGGUACCUAUCUUGCAUUAGAAAUUGCAGGUAUGGACAUUUAUGCCUGUCAAGUUAAAUUAAAAGGAGACAAUGGAAAAUUGGCCAUUAAUCAAUACCAGUAUAAAAUACCGCAAGACUUAGCCAGCGGUGAUGAUUUUGCCGUAUUGAUUGACUAUGUAGUUGAAUGUAUAUCAGAUUUUCUAAUGAGAGUCGGAACUCAAGAAUUAUUUAUUUAUCCCAUGGCUGUUUCUUUCGGUUUCGCCAUUAAACAAACAAGAUUGGAUACCGGUCGUAUCCUGUCCUUGGGGUACGGCUUUAGUUAUCCAAAUGGCGUCGGUGUCGAUAUUGUCGAAUUAAUGCAUGAACGUAUAAGAUUAAAAGGCUUACCUAUCAAAAUUGUUGCCACUGCUAAUGAUUCCGUGUGUACCCUACUCGCUCAUGCAUAUCAACAUCCAUCAACUCGUUUAGGUAUCGUUCACAGUCUGGGAACCAAUUGUGCUUAUUAUGAACCAGUAAAGAACGUGACAAAAUUAAAAGACACCAGUGUCACAAGAGAUGUCGAUAUGAUUAUGAAUACUGAAUGGUGUAAUUUUGGAUCAUCACGACGCACAUUACCUUGUACAUGGUUUGACAGAAAGCUGGCUAGAGAAUCCAUUAAUCCACAAUUUCAUGUGUUUGAAAAAAUGACAACAGGCAUAUUUUUGGGUGAACUGGUACGAAAUAUCUUAAUAUACCUUGUCGACAGAGAUAUUUUAUUUUGCGGCGAAUCGUCAGAAACCUUAAAUACCGCUCAUAGUUUCGAUACAAGUUACAUGUAUGUCUGUGAAGCGGACGAUUCUGAUACGCUGGAAGACACUCGUAUAGUAUUAGAAGAUAUGUUGGACCUAUCAAAGACAACUAUUGGUGAUCGUGAGGUAGUAAAAAAAGUGUGUGAAUUAAUUGGGACAAGAGCUGCUGUGUUAGUGGGCACUUCAAUCGCUGCUAUUGUUCAACAUAUGAUGGCAUCUACUGGUAUUGGUAUGACUGAUGAAGGUUAUGCCAUUUCUAUAAGUGGAAGUAUAUAUGAAGACUACCCAUCGUUUCACCCUCGUGUUUGCAAGACAAUUAAAGAUCUUAUCCCAGAUCAUAUCGCUGUUAAACUUUCGGUCGGAGUAGUUAAGCAUUCUCGUAUUGUAGGUGCUGCUAUUGUUGCCAUGAUGGCUGAAAAGAUUGCAGCAACAACUGCCACUCAAUCAUAGUCAUAAGUGUCCUUUGAACUAAAAAAAAAAAAAAAUAUAUAUAACAAAUAUCCCCCAACCUCCCCUCUCUGUUUAAUAUUUAGUUUGUUUUUUCAGAACUUACCUUCAAAAAUGAAUGCCCAUAGUCCUUAAAUGGUGCAACUCGGAAUUUCUUGGCUGUACUCAACUGGCCUGAUCCACUUACGGAAACCCCUGUUUAAAUAAACUGAUUCACAUCGAC
Mucor mucedo is the source of this 1666-nucleotide messenger RNA. RefSeq names its product hexokinase-domain-containing protein. Gene Ontology annotation, cellular component: mitochondrion; cytosol. Lineage: Eukaryota; Fungi; Mucoromycota; Mucoromycetes; Mucorales; Mucoraceae. Bases 1 to 1446 code for a protein of 481 amino acids. Gene Ontology annotation, molecular function: mannokinase activity; D-glucose binding; glucokinase activity. Gene Ontology annotation, biological process: glucose 6-phosphate metabolic process; glycolytic process; intracellular glucose homeostasis. The transcript has 4 exons. The record is from RefSeq and is a predicted model, not a curated record.